Molecule: messenger RNA, 2283 nt
Organism: Puntigrus tetrazona (Sumatra barb)
Lineage: Eukaryota; Metazoa; Chordata; Actinopteri; Cypriniformes; Cyprinidae
Gene: ndr1
Product: nodal-related 1
Exons: 3
Coding region: 578-1747 (389 amino acids)
Biological process (GO): SMAD protein signal transduction; BMP signaling pathway
Cellular component (GO): extracellular region
Molecular function (GO): type I activin receptor binding; growth factor activity; cytokine activity
Source: RefSeq, a predicted model, not a curated record
ACUAGAAUAUAUUGUCAUAACAUGCUGUAAUUUGUCAAAUCAAGCAGCCAAACGAGGCGGUAACAUGUCAAAAAUGUGGGGAUUUUCAAUGAAAUAAUGACUAUUUUUAUGUCCUUCUGAUACAAUGAAAAGCCAUAGAAACAAACUUCCUCUAUUUUCAUUCAAACUAAGAAAUAAUCCAGCAGUCGGGGUGUUUUUCUCCGUUUAAUCAAAGUGACAUUGAUGAACAAAUGUAGUCCACUAAUAUUAUUGUUUAAGUACAUUUUCAAAAGGACCUCCAAUACACAGCGCUCGAGGAGAAGAAUUAAUGUUUUCACACCUUUUGACGCACAAAAGACUGUUGGUUUCGAUACACAACGACCCAGGGACAUGUAUCCCUUUAUGGAUCACAGGGGCACUUCAAAGACCCGAAGGACCUCACAGACCAUCAAAAGACCGCAAGUUUCUAUAAGUGAAUUUAGAUGGCCAGCCAGCACUCAUAACGUUCACUUUCCAGAGGACGGUGUAGAAGAAAGGUCUCAGGGACAGUGUUCCUCCUCUUCCUCCUCAGCGCGUUGGAUUAUAACCUAGACUGGACAUGAGGCGGUUUACCUGCGGGGUCCUGGGCGCAGUCCUCGCGCUCUGGGUCGGUCUGGUGAGCUCCACGGCGUCGUUCCCCGGGUUCCACGAGGCGUUCAGGAACGGGAUGAGGGCACCUGGCAGGAGCGGCGGAGGUCAGGCGGGUCACGGGCGACACACCAACAGAUAUCCGCUGUAUAUGCUACAUCUCUACCGGACCCUCCUGACCGGAGACGACAAACAUUUGAGUCACGAAAAUCCAACUCUUUAUGAGUCCGAUUCGGUUUUGAGUCUCGUCGCCAAGAGUUGCCAUCAGGUCGGCGACAAACUAGCCGUGACAUUCGACAUGUCCUCCAUAUCAGCGAGCGACAACGUCCAGCGGUCCGAGCUUCGCGUCCGCCUUCCGGCGUUCGCCUCGGAGAUGGAGGUGGACAUUUAUCACGCGGCCAAACGAGAGUGCGACCGGAGCCCUUGCGACGAAGUACGGAUUCACCUCGGCACUGUUAAAGCCAAACUGAUCGACUCAACCUCCUCGUGGAGGGUCUUCAACAUCACGGCCCUGCUCAAGUACUGGUUGCACCAAGGUGAGAGCGUGUCCUCAGAGGAACCCGUUCAGAUGCCCGCGAGAUCCGAGGGCGAGGGGCAUCUGACAGCCAACAGAGUCAUGAUGGUGGUUUACUCCAAGCAGAACCGGGCGAAGACGUCCACCCUCAUUCAGACCGCCGAGCACUCCAAGUACGUAGCUCUGGACCGGGCCGCGGGCGGAGGUGAACCUGCGCCUCGGCGUCACAGGAGAAACCACCGGACCGACGACAGAGUGCGCGAUGUAGCAGCUAGCCUCAUUCCCGGUGCUUCGCAAGACGAAGGGGAGAAGAAAUCUCUCUGCAGGAAGGUGGAUAUGUGGGUGGACUUCGAUCAGAUUGGUUGGAGCGACUGGAUCGUUUACCCGAAACGGUACAACGCCUAUCGGUGUGAAGGGAGCUGUCCUACGCCUGUAGACGAAACCUUCACCCCCACCAACCAUGCCUACAUGCAGAGUCUUUUGAAGCUGCACCACCCAGACCGCGUCCCGUGCUUGUCCUGCGUACCCACCCGUCUGGCCCCACUCUCAAUGCUCUACUACGAGAACGGCAAGAUGGUCAUGAGACACCACGAAGGGAUGGUUGUAGGAGAAUGUGGCUGCCACUGAGUCUCCAAACCACAAACGAACUCAACGCUAGCACUUCGGAUAUGUUCCUUUAACCUGAAAUACAUAUUUAAGCACAAAUGAAGAUAAAUUGCUUUAAUUUGUACAGCGUUUUCACUUGGAGGUCAUGAGGUAUCCUGCACUGAGGCACCUGGAUUACUGAAUGCUAUUUUUGAAAGCUUUGUGUGUUUGCCUAAUUUGUAAAUAGCAGAGUAUGUAAAUUACCAAAUGUAAUAAAGCGUUUUCAUAAUGGUAAUGCAUUUUGUGUGCGCGUGCAUUUUUGUUUUUUUAUGAGGAAAUCAGCAGCGUCAGACAAAUAAGGAAACCGCUCAUCAAUUCUCUGGUGUUUAUUGUUUUUUUUUUUUUAAAUGCUUAAAUGUCUUUUCAGAAAUAACAGGGCAGUUUUAGAGAACUUCACAGCAAAAAAAAAAAAAAGCAUUUUACAUUCUGUUGAAUGACACUUUAGGUGAGCAUACUCAUUAGGAUAAACAGAAAUUAGAUUUUACGUUACAAAAUUAUCAAUGCCAAAUGGAAAGUGG